AUCGAACUUAACGUCCGCUCUUUUUUCUUCAUUCCGCAGAUGCCCACGUAAUACGUGAGGUUCAAAGCGUUUCCACAGUAUCAGUGCGCGGUCACAUACUCUACGUAGGCACACAACGGGGUCACAUACAAGUGUAUCAACGCAAUCCCAAUCACCCCUACUCCUAUAAACUAAUGCAGGAUGUGCCGCUAGCGCCACGCUACAUAACCGAAAUCUCCUGGAGUCCCAUAGCCAGUGAUCAAGUUGCUGUAGUGGCCAAUGCCAACAACAUACACAUACUCAAAACGAUAUCACCAGAAGGUCUUCUAACGCCCAUGCGUCGCAUAGAGAUUAAAAAUCCAAAAGCUGCUAAUGCUUGCGUCAAAUGGAGCAACCGCAGUGCCACAGAGUUUCUCACUUGUGGUUUCGAUGGUGGUAUACGCGUUUGGGAUUUGAAUUGCAACACAAACGAUGAGAAAUUUCUUAAACAAUUUCCCUGUCCAAUGACAUGCGGCAUCUUUUUGCCAACCGACGAACAGAUUGUGAUGUGUGCUGGUAAAUCUACCUCAGUGGAGUUGUUUGAUAUGCGUUUAGAAGAGUCCGUAGUUUAUUCGGCAUCUAAAUGGAAGCGCUCAAAUACUCAUACAUUAGACCACGUCAAAUGGGCCCUCAAAGUGCCAUCGCGCGCUGAUACGGCUAAACCAUUGACGGCGGCAGAAAAACGGCGUAGCCACCGUAAUGCAAAUGGGGCUGAUAAUGAAAUACCUGUUGGAGUAGAAAGUGCGGAUGGAGCGGAGAAUGGCGGGAAUGCUGAAGUGGUCGAUAUGUUGGGGGCGUUGAAGUUAAGUGAGCCGACGCCAAAUAGCACAGUGGAACAGAAUGUAGGAGAUGAGCUGGUAGUGCCGCAGCAGCAGCAGCAAGUGGUUAAGAAAAAUGAAAAUAAGACUGGCAGCGCUUCAAUUUUCAUGAGGAAUCCAACCACUUUAUUAAACCUAACCACCAAGGAACUGAACAAAGAUGUCUUGGAGAAAUUGAAUUUUGUCUUAAAUCAUUCAGGAAGCAGGAAUUUACUUUGUUCGAAAUUAUUUGGCACAAAAGCAGAAGCUCAACAUUUGUUGGCAGAAGAAUGUAAGUACUGAAUUGAACUUGAGAAAUCAAGUCACAAGCCAUGCUACAUAUCGCUGGUUUGCUGGAAGAACGUCAUAUUCUAAGGAAUACAAAUUUCGAGUUAAACCGCUGUAAAGCUUAAUCCUUGAACAAAAAAAAUAUUAAUACACGUAGAUCUCGGUUCGACAAAAUCUUAAAAAAGUCUCGGAAACCCCAAAAUAUUCUGAAGUAUUUAAUUAAAUGCCUGAAUAGUAAAGCCAAAUGUCCGGAAAAUAGCCCCCAAGUCUUGAUAAAACCUGAAAAAAUUUGUGGGAGAUCCCGUAAAAUAGAACACGAAACACCCCAAAAAUAACAGAAAAGUCCCGAAAUGAAUGCAGAGCCCGAAAAAGUCCAAAAAACGAAGAUCUCGAAAAGUAAAGCAUAAAUCCUGAAAAGGCUCGCGCAAAUCUUGAGCGGUUCUGAAGAAAAUCUUGAGAGGUCUCAAAAAUUCGGAAAAUUUCCGCGUAGUCUAACUAAUGGCUUUCAUUUUUACCUUUUGCGUCGGGUUUUGUGGAAAAUAUUCGUUUGCAUAAAUAUCUGAUAUCUACAGUUAUAUUAAAAAAAUAAAAAAUAAAA
Rhagoletis zephyria (snowberry fruit fly) is the source of this 1701-nucleotide messenger RNA. RefSeq names its product protein rigor mortis-like. The record is from RefSeq and is a predicted model, not a curated record. Gene Ontology annotation, molecular function: protein binding. NCBI's taxonomy places the organism in Eukaryota, Metazoa, Arthropoda, Insecta, Diptera, Tephritidae.